Messenger RNA from Prunus mume (Japanese apricot), 1777 nucleotides. The record is from RefSeq and is a predicted model, not a curated record. Lineage: Eukaryota; Viridiplantae; Streptophyta; Magnoliopsida; Rosales; Rosaceae.
UACACGUUAUUCGAUGGCUCUUGUUAAAUCAGCUGAUCAGAGUCAAAACGCCUCUCAUCCUCCACACAGCUAUGACGUGUUCUUGAGUUUCAGAGGCGAAGACACUCGCAAGACUUUUACUGAUCAUCUCUACACAGCCUUCGUAAACGCAGGCUUUCGCACAUUUAGAGAUGACGAUGAACUUGAAAGAGGAGAAGAUAUCAAGCCAGAACUGCAGAAAGCCAUCCAGCAAUCGCGAAGUUCUGUCAUUGUGUUAUCAAAAAACUACGCGUCUUCCCGAUGGUGCCUUGACGAACUUGUCAUGAUCCUCGAACGCAAAAGGACGUCAGAUUAUGUAGUUUUACCAGUCUUCUACGACGUAGACCCAUCUCAAGUGAGGAAGCCGACGGCAAGUCUUGCAACAGCUUUUGUGAAAAAUGGGUCCUUGAAGGUCAAGGUGGAGAAACGGAGGGCUGCACUUACUGAAGUUGCAGAUCUAGCCGGGAUGGUCUUGCAAAAUCAAGCUGAUGGGCACGAGUCAAAAUUCAUCAAGAAAAUUGUUAAGGUGAUUGAAGGCAAAUUAAGUCGCACUGCAUUCAAUGUUGCCCCACACGCACACCUGAUUGGAAUCCAUUCUCGAGUUCAAGAUAUUAAUUUAUGGUUACAUGAUGGAUCGAGUAAAGUUAGAGUACUUCUCAUUUAUGGGAUGCGUGGAAUAGGGAAGACAACCCUUGCAAAAUUCGUUUACAAUAUAAAUUUCAAAAGGUAUAAGGGAAGCAGUUUCCUGGAAAAUAUCAAAGAACAUUCAAAGCAAACCAAUGGUUUGGUACAAAUACAGAAGAAACUUCUUUCUGAUGUUUCGAACGGCAAAAGAGUGAAAGUAGGGAAUAUUAGCGAGGGAAUAAUUAAGAUUGAAGAUGCUCUUAGCUCUAAAAGGGUUCUUCUCGUUUUCGAUGAUGUGGAUCAUGUCGAGCAAUUAGAUGCAGUACUUAAGAUGCAAGGCCAGUUUUGUCCAGGAAGCAAAAUCAUCAUCACAACUAGCCACGCAGCUUUGUUAAAUGCUAGCCACCAAGCCAUUAAGGUGCAUAACCUUGAAACUUUUAGUCGCAAUGAGUCACUGGAGCUCUUCAGUUGGCAUGCAUUCGGGCAAGACCAUCCCGAAAAAGAUUACAUGGAACUUUCAGAAAGGGUGGUAAACCUUAGCGGAGGACUUCCAUUAGCUUUGAAGAUUUUGGGUUCUUCUUUAUCAGGGAAAAGUACAGUUGUAUGGGAAAGUGCAUUAAACAAAUUGGAAGCCAUUCCAAAUGGUGAAAUAUUGAAUAAACUCAGAAUAAGCUACGACUCUUUACAAGAUGAACAUGAUCGAAGUUUAUUUCUCCAUAUUGCAUGUUUCUUCAUCGGAAUGGAGAAAGACGUGAUUGUUAGAAUACUAGAUAGUUGUGGCUUCUACACAAUUGUUGGCAUUCAAAAUCUCAUUGAUAGAUGUCUGGUAACAGUUGAUGAAUAUAACAAGGUGCAUAUGCAUUACAUGAUCCGGGACAUGGGAAGAGGUAUUGUUCACCUAGAAUCAAAGGAGCCCGGGGAACGUAGUAGAUUGUGGAAUCAUAAAGAUUCUUUCAAAGUACUGAAAGAAAAGAAUGGUACACAAACAAUUGAAGGCCUUGUCCUGAACAUGGGAAUGCAUCCUGCAUAUUGCACUCCAAGAAAUUCGAAUGAGGAUUUGAUCGACUCCUUCCCUUUUUUCUUUGUUGGCAUUUUAACAGUAUCUUCCAUCAUUGAAGAUCCUAAACCUCAGUAA